This is a messenger RNA of Psylliodes chrysocephalus, 1804 nucleotides long. NCBI's taxonomy places the organism in Eukaryota, Metazoa, Arthropoda, Insecta, Coleoptera, Chrysomelidae. The record is from the annotation of a GenBank genome assembly.
CCUGUCAUUUUUUAUAUUUGUCUUGUCAUGUCAAGAUUGUCAAGAUUCCAUUCACAUUCCAUAUUUGUCAACAUUUUAUCGUGAUGGCAAGUACUAGCAGGUACGAUACUAAUAAAGUAUGCUGUAGCUCUCAUCCAGAUGCUCCUCUCAUAGAAGAUCACAGAGCUGGUGAUCAGAUAUGUUCUGAAUGCGGAUUGGUAGUCGGAGACAGGGUAAUCGAUGUUGGUUCAGAAUGGAGAACAUUCAGCAAUGAAAAAAAUGGUAUAGAUCCAUCUCGUGUGGGUGGACCCGAAAAUCCCCUUUUGGGGGGCUCAGACUUGACCACAAUCAUUGGACCAGGAAGAGGCGAUGCAAGCUUCGAUUCUUUUGGAGUUUCGCGAUACCAAAACCGCCGAACCAUGAACAGCUCCGACAGAGCCUUGAUAAACGCAUUCAAAGAAAUUAACGCCAUGGCCGACCGCAUCAAUCUACCAAGGACCAUUGUCGACAGGGCCAACAAUCUCUUUAAACAAGUACAUGAUGGAAGAAAUCUCAAAGGUCGUUCAAACGAUGCUAUAGCGUCCGCCUGCCUCUACAUAGCCUGCAGACAGGAGGGCGUGCCGAGGACGUUUAAAGAAAUUUGUGCAGUCAGCAAAAUUAGUAAGCGCGAAAUCGGUCGGUGUUUCAAGUUGAUCCUCAAAGCGUUGGAAACGUCCGUCGAUCUCAUUACCACCGGAGAUUUCAUGUCCAGAUUCUGUUCGAAUCUCUGUUUGCCCAAUAUGGUGCAGAGGGCGGCUACGCAUAUCGCUAGGAGGGCCGUGGAUAUGGAUAUAGUGCCUGGAAGGUCGCCCAUUUCGGUGGCCGCUGCUGCUAUAUAUAUGGCCUCGCAGGCUUCGGAAGAUAAGAGAAGCCAAAAAGAGAUUGGGGACAUCGCAGGAGUGGCCGAUGUCACCAUUAGACAAUCGUACAAACUUAUGUACCCGCACGCAGCUGGUCUCUUCCCACAAGACUUCAAAUUCGCCACGCCCAUUGAGCAACUUCCUCAGAUGUAGAUAUUUUAUGCAAGCACUUUUAUGAAUUUUUUUAGGUUAGCGCUGCAUUAGGCAGAACUUCAGCUGCCGAAAAUGAGCUGCAGAUCUUUAAGGUUAGCGCUAUAUUGUGCAGAAGUUGACCCGUCGAAAAUGAGCUGCAGAUCUUUGCGUGGUAAAUUCAAAUACCAGGAGUUUUAAUGGAUCGUCUAAUAUAGCAUCAGCCUUAGUUUUGAUGGUUUCUAUAUGAAGCAAACUCGUAUAUAAGUUGAUUUUUUUGGGGUUUUUAAUUUCGGACUACAAAUAUUUUUCAGUAGUCCAGAAUAUUGUCUUUUUUUGCGAUUCUUGAUGGAAUAUUUCUAUUAGUGAACAAUUCUCAAGACUAUAAAUGCCAGUAAUAGUAUGUGAGAUUGUUUUUCUGAAUAAUUUUAUUAAUGCUGAUUACUUUUAUAGUCUAAGAGAUUUUUUACUUUUCUGUAAUAUUUUAGUGUUUUAACUUAUGUUCUCAUAUUUUUUUUUUGGUGCAGCAUUCAAACUUUUUAUUUAUGAAAAUUCAAUACCUAUACAAGUCCAGAUUGUCAGUACUGUUUUAAGACUAUAUAUAAUAGAUAGAUAAUUUCGAUAGGAACAAUAUAAGGUGUUUAGUUGUUUGUUUUUAGAUAGUUGGUUGUUUUUGCAGUAUUUUUGUGUUUUAAAAAAACUUUUAAAUGUUAGGCUAACAGGAUCUAAAAACAAAAGUUGGAUAUUUUUAUAAAGUUAUUAUAUUAUGUCACUUAGGAAUUAAAAUUGUUUUUGUA